GGAUUCUACCUAUUCACCGACUUUCAAAUUAUGAUAGCCGGAGUUUAAUAGAGAUAUUCUAAAUUUUAAUAUUCGAUUUGUUUUCGCUGCUAAUUUUGAGUUGUUUGAAAGUGUUAGAAAAUUCAGCUCGAUCCAAUCAGCGGACCUGAUUAAUACACUAAGAGGUAUGCCGAUUCAUUGGACGGUUUGCUUGUGAGGAACGGGGGCCAAACAAAUUAAAGGUUGCACAGCGAGAUCUCGUGCUGAUUUUUUAAAAAAGAUUCGUAAUUUCCACCACUAGAAAACCGAGUUCUAUCCGGCAGAGAUGAAAAAAAGAAUAACAACUAGCCUUGUUUCAGAGAUUCACAGACAUAGCAGGCCGCAUGGGAUUUUCUUUAACUUUCACAAUCCCUUAAGUGUUGGAAGGUCAGCCAACUUCAAACUCCAGCAUUCGAAGAUGGAUUCGCUGAAUAGUAGUCGGUCGUCGAGUAUUUCCAAUGGAGAUGUCGACCUAAAAAGCUACAGCAGUAGCAGCAGCACAAGUUUGGAGCAGAAUUUCGAAAACCUUAGAAUUGCUUUGAACGGAAAAGAAGACGAGAAGAAAGAAGAAAUCGUAGGACCAACAGGAACUGUGAGAGGAUUUAAAAAUAUAAUCAAAGAUCGAAAGAAACAUCUUUCCAAAGCGGGAAGUAUGACAGCUUUGUCCGAGGCGAAUGAAGACUCCGAAUCCCGCAAAAUAAUAUUCUAUUCGACGUCAAUGGGAGGAAUACGCUCUACUAUUGCGAACUGUCAAAAUAUAAGAAAGAUAUUCCAAAAUCUUCGAUUAAAAGUUGAUGAAAGAGAUAUAUUUAUGCAUAAAGAAUACCAAGCUGAGCUAGACAACCGUGUAGGAAUGGAAGGAACUGCAGUGCCACAAGUUUUUGUCAAUGGACAUCUGCUAGGGGGAACAAAGGAAAUCACAGAACUCAACGAAUUAGGGCAGUUAAAAAGUCUACUGUCAGACUUUGAGAAGUUGAACGGUUCUGUGUGUGAGACGUGUGGAGGUUACGAGUACGUCAACUGCACUUCAUGUAAAGGUAGCAAAACCUCAAGAAAGACGCGAAUCUCGCGGGAAAUUAGCGUAUUGAAGUGUACAGUGUGUAACGAAAAUGGACUCCAACGAUGCCCUACUUGCACUGGGAAUUCAGAGCAGGAUUUACAGAAGCCCGAGUGAACGCGAGCAAUUACUGAAUCUACUCAUAAGCCUGGCAUUGUAGGACUUUGUACAGAAAUGAAUUGAUAUGAAGGAAGAAAUGUUUAUCAUAAACAUUAAUGCUUUAGAGUGGUAUUCAUAAACCCGUGAAUUACACAUAAGCCUAAUACAAAUUAGUUGACUAUUAUUCCAUUGCUUUGUUGUCAUUUCACUAUUACCCAUUAACUAAGUAAUGGUAUUUGUUUCACGGGCUUAUGAAAAUUACUCUAGUACUUAAUAGAUUAUUUUCUUCUAUAUUUGGCUGUAUAUAUAUUUAUAUUUUACACAUAUUUAAUAACUGUUGUAUGGAUCUUACGAUUAGCGCAAGAAUGCUAUGUUAAGUAUUUAUCUAUGAUCUAAACCAAAAGAUAAACUAUAGUAUAUGCUUCGCCCUUCUUGUACUAACGCGUGGCUUUGCAAACGACCUAAGAAUGCAUUUGUAGUUUCGUAUCUUGCUGCAUUGUCUCAUGUUGUUAGAGGCAAUUGAAGUUUGUACUUCUGAGCACAAUAUUUGAUGCGUAUACGGAAGUGUGCGCGUAUUUGCGUGCGAAAACGUUUGCGGUAAAGUGUAAUAUAUUAGCCCAGAUUUUUUCUAUCAGUUUCAGUUUAUAUAAUGAAUAAAGACACUUCAAGACAGGUAAUAAACUAUUAAACUUUAUUUCAA
This is a messenger RNA of Actinia tenebrosa (Australian red waratah sea anemone), 1874 nucleotides long. RefSeq names its product glutaredoxin domain-containing cysteine-rich protein 1. Gene Ontology annotation, biological process: sensory perception of sound. The record is from RefSeq and is a predicted model, not a curated record. Lineage: Eukaryota; Metazoa; Cnidaria; Anthozoa; Actiniaria; Actiniidae.